Molecule: messenger RNA, 965 nt
Organism: Meleagris gallopavo (turkey)
Lineage: Eukaryota; Metazoa; Chordata; Aves; Galliformes; Phasianidae
Source: RefSeq, a predicted model, not a curated record
AUGGGGGUAUCUCCAUGGAAUGGUUUGGAGGCCAUUCUUGGAUUUGACUUGAAGUACAAUUAUUUUUAUUCACCUACUCUAGGCCUGACCGUUGCGGAAUGUGACCAGACUUAUGGAGGGUUCUUUGAUAUUCUGAGGGGUGGAACAGAGCGAUUUUUCACUAAUAUUAAGGAUACAUCUUCUAAAGUUAUCCAGUCUGUGGCCAAUUUUUUAUGGAGUUUUAUGCAGUAUAAAAGGUGUUUUCUUAAUUUUCAGGAUGAGAAGGCUUUGGGCUGUAUCCUGUACCUGCUGUGCUUUAGACAACAUCCCUUUGAAGAUGGAGCUAAACUUCGCAUUGUCAAUGGAAAAUAUGCCAUUCCACAGAACGACACCCGCUACUCUGUGUUUCAUGAUCUCAUCCGCUCCACUUUGAAGGUGAACCCAGAGGAGAGAUUGUCAAUCACUGAACUUGUGAAUCAGCUGCAGGAGAUUGCAGCAGCUCGGAAUGUGAAUCCUAAAUCCCCCAUUACAGAGCUCUUGGAACAAAAUGGAGGCUAUGGAAACAAUGCUCAGCCUCGAAUAUCUGUGACCUCUGUUUCACAGAGCUCCAAGCCUGCAGGACAGCUCAACAAUAUAUACAAUGCAGGUAUGUGCAAAAAAAGACAUCUUAGUGCACCAGAUACAUAUUUUGCAUUUGGGGAAAGAAAGAGUUUAGGUAUUUUAAACGUUUUGCACAAAUACAGACUACUUUGAAGUUAUAUUGGUAUUUCUAAACUUCUGGUUUUUUUUCCUUAGAGUUUGGUUGAAUGUUGAUAACACAAAUAGUUUGUUGCUGGGAAAAUAAAAUUUAGUUUCCUUUGGAAAAUCACAAAACCAUGACAUAACUGAAGCCAAAAUGUGUUAUUAACCAGUAGAUGGGGAGGAAUUUGUGAUGAACUGAAGUUUUGUGACAGUGGCUGAUUGAAUGAGCUGUAAGAAUUAUAGCA